Molecule: messenger RNA, 975 nt
Organism: Botrytis fragariae
Lineage: Eukaryota; Fungi; Ascomycota; Leotiomycetes; Helotiales; Sclerotiniaceae
Product: putative alcohol dehydrogenase protein
Exons: 1
Coding region: 1-975 (324 amino acids)
Molecular function (GO): oxidoreductase activity
Source: RefSeq, a predicted model, not a curated record
AUGAGUACCACAAUGAAAGCACUUCGACUUAUCCGCGAUGAUCCAGCAGCAGCACCCAAGUUGGUUCUCCAGGAUGUCCCAAAGCCUACAUUGAUACCAAACCACCUCAUCAUCAAAGUCCACGCUUCGGCAAUUCAUCCAAGCGACCUUCUGAAUUCCAAAGGUGGUUUUCCAUAUACCACAUUUCCCCGAACUCCAGGUCGUGAUUUUUCGGGAAUUGUAGUGGAAGGCCCAUCUGAUCGAAUCGGGCAAGAAGUCUACGGUACCAGUGGGAACACAAUCGCCUUCACCCAGGACGGUUUCCAAGCCGAAUAUUGUCUCGUUCCCGAAAAUUCUGUUGCGCCGAAGCCCGCUAGACUCUCAUUUACUCAGGCAGCUUGUGUUGGCGUUCCGUUUACGACUGCAAGCCUUGUACUUUCGCGGGCACAUGCCAAGAAAGGCGAGACGGUAUUGGUGACAGGCGCAAAUGGUGCUGUUGGCUCGGCAAUAGUUCAAUUGGCGAAGUGUAUGGGUUGUCGAGUGAUAUCUGCUACUAGAAGCGAUAAUGAUGACGUCAACACUGCGACUGAUCCAGAACUCAAUGCCGUUGAUGAUUUGACGGAUGGAAAAGGUGUGGAUAUUGUGGCGGAUACUGUAGGUCAGCCUGCUUUGGUACAGGCUGCUGUCAAUAAGCUUGCGAGAGGAGGUAGAUUAGCGUUUAUUGCAUCACCUAGGGGUGGCGCUGAUACGGGACUGACAUUAGAUAUGUUGAGUUUUUAUCGAGGGGAAAAGUCAUUGGUAGGGUGCAAUACAUUGGCAUAUGGUGUCGAGGAUCUUGCGGUUCAAUUGAAGGAACUGACUAGUAAAUUCGAAGAAGGGUCGUUGAAAGGAGCAGAAGAAGGAUCAUGGACAGAGAUUGGGAUUGAAAAUGGUGUUGAAGCGUAUGAAAAGGCAUCGCAAAGAAAGGGCGGGAAAUUUGUGAUUGUGAUGAAUUGA